AUGGGUUGGUUCGAUGGGCCUUCGUCCAAAACCUCAAGAUCAUCGAAUGGCUAUGUACGCCGACGUGCGAGCUCCCCGUCCAGAUCAAGCUACUCAACCUACCACAGAGGCCAUUCGGCGCCGUCCAUCUUCAGCCUUGGCCGUGGAGGAGGUCGCUCAGGGCGCUCCAGUCCCUCCGUAUUUUCGACUUUCUCGUCGUCAUCACGCCGGGUCCGACCCCGUGAGGGAUUCAUGCAGCGUUUGAUCCGCUCAAUCAAGAAGCUGUUCCGUGAUAUCUACCGCUACGCUCGUGAACACCCGCUGAAAGUGUUUAUGCUCGUCAUCCUGCCCCUCCUUACGAGCGGCGUUUUGCCAAAGCUGUUAGCGAUGAUCGGCAUUCGAUUGCCCCACGGCGUCAUGGGCGCUCUUGGUGGAUCCUCGGCUGGGGCCCGUGGAAUGGGAGGGAUGGAGAGUAAGGGAUUCUCAGAAAGUGUCAAUUCACUGUUCACCCUGGCCAAAAUGUUUGCCUAA
Penicillium odoratum is the source of this 510-nucleotide messenger RNA. RefSeq lists its product as uncharacterized. The transcript has a single exon. The coding region runs from base 1 to 510 and encodes 169 amino acids. Lineage: Eukaryota; Fungi; Ascomycota; Eurotiomycetes; Eurotiales; Aspergillaceae. The record is from RefSeq and is a predicted model, not a curated record.